This is a messenger RNA of Melampsora larici-populina 98AG31, 867 nucleotides long. RefSeq lists its product as uncharacterized. The transcript is spliced from 4 exons. The record is from RefSeq and is a predicted model, not a curated record. The coding region runs from base 1 to 867 and encodes 288 amino acids. NCBI's taxonomy places the organism in Eukaryota, Fungi, Basidiomycota, Pucciniomycetes, Pucciniales, Melampsoraceae.
AUGAACCCCCAUCUAUCAAGCGUAUCGAGCGAGUUGGCUCGUGGCCCUUCAGGUUCAAGCUCACCGAGCACCGAUGUCUCUGUGGCUACGUUGAAGCCCAUGGGGACAACAGCAACUGUACCCCCAAAUAUCUUGCCGGGAUUCACUUUAGAGACUAGUGGAAGACUGAACGGUUGGUGCCUUUUCCCUCACUCACUUUAUGUUUCACUGAUUAAACCUCCCGUAGAACUAGUUCUUGACGCGAUAAAGCAAGAGACAUCAAGUUAUUACGGUCUUCUGAAACAUUCACGCGCGGAAUUAUCUCAUAUACGGACACGAGUUGAAACCGAAGCUUGUGACAAUGCAAGCGGGUUUCGAACCACAAGACUGACCAUUCAUCAUCUCUCAGAGAAUUGGAAAGCAGCAUCCCAGGGACUUGCGGACCAUAUGCGCGAUGCCUCACUUACAAGGCAACGCUUGGACCUCUUGGAAAAGAGAUUUUUACACGUUUCUGCUUCUGUGGAAAACCUUUCAGAUGAUCUUCAGUAUUUUCAACGUCUGGGCCGUGAAAACCAUUGUCUGAUGCAGGAAAAGUAUUUGAUUAUCCACGAAACUCUGAGAGAGCUUGAGGUACAGUACUCAGUGCUUGAGGCCAAGUUCGUAAUCUCAGUAACUGCAAUACAUACACACACACUUGUGAUUGCUGUAAUGGGCACUAAGCAGUUCGUGACAAGGAAUGUACAGUUCCUGGUGGUCAAUAUGGGCUUCGCUGUUCUCCGCGGCUAUCGAUGGCGAUUAGUCGUGGGCGUCUGUACAUUAAACAAGACUAAAAUCUUCACAAACCCACCUCGGAAUGAAUACGGUGAAGAUGGAUGCACUCAGAUGUAA